Molecule: messenger RNA, 2919 nt
Organism: Anopheles nili
Lineage: Eukaryota; Metazoa; Arthropoda; Insecta; Diptera; Culicidae
Product: Krueppel homolog 1-like
Exons: 4
Coding region: 1-2919 (972 amino acids)
Biological process (GO): regulation of transcription by RNA polymerase II
Cellular component (GO): nucleus
Molecular function (GO): DNA-binding transcription factor activity, RNA polymerase II-specific; RNA polymerase II cis-regulatory region sequence-specific DNA binding; zinc ion binding
Source: RefSeq, a predicted model, not a curated record
AUGGAAAUCGUGCCUGAAAGAUUGCGAUCUGAUAUGCUGGACACGAUUCUAGCAUGUCGCUUCUGUUUGUCGCAAGACGUUCGCCUGACUUCAAUCUACGCAGCUCAGGAGCAUAAUAAAGGCAUUCCGCUAGAACUUCAAAUAAUGGCUUGCGUUGGAUUAGAGGUAUACAAAGAGGAUGGUAUGCCAGGUAUGAUUUGUGAAAAUUGCAGGGUCCUUAUGGGAUACUGCUACCAGUUCAAGCAGAUGUGCAACAACGCCGCUAUUCAGCUUAAAUCAUUCUUAAGUACAGGAAUUUUGCCAGAGAAGCAAUCCAUUCCCAAGGAGCUGAUGGCUUUAUUGCCAAACGGAAAACAACCUCAAUAUGCAUCGGCAAAACCUAAACUUACUGCGAACAUUGAAAAAAUUAAAGAAAGUGAAAAGAGUGGCACCAUCGUGAAGCUUAGUCCGAUCGAUUUAAAAAAUAUCAAACAAGCACAAAAGAGAAAUUUGAUUAUCAACAGCGUGACAUCAACGACACAGGCUUCGGACGUAGAACAAAGCAUUGUUUCAGAUAGUCCUUUAAGAACAUCUACUCCAAUUGUUAAGCGUCCAACACCGGACAACGCUCGCACGGGAACACAUUCAAAUGGAAAACAGAAGUCCCCUGGUAACUCCAAGGAUACGCCCAUUAUUCUGAACAAACUCGUCAAUUCCGCAACUGGAAAGGUCAAAGAAGAAUUUGUAGCUACCGGCGAAGGAACGGUAGAGAUGCUAGUGACCUACGACACUGUCCCAACAACCAGUGUUGCCGAAAGCCAACCGGAUCAAGUAUUUCCAUGCAACGAGUGUACACGUACAUUCCCGCUGAAGCAAUUGCUGGACAUCCAUCAGCUCAAUCACAAACGAGAGCGCAAUUAUCCUUGCAAUUUAUGUACCAAGCGAUUCUUUUCAAAGUACGAUUUGGCCAAACACUUUGCCACGCACACCGGCGAGCGGCCGUUCGUUUGUGUGAUUUGCCGGGCGUCUUUUUCGCGUUCAACGCUGCUAACUCGCCAUCAGGCAAUACACAAAGACGAACCGAAGCAUAUUUGUACGUUUUGUGAACGUACCUUCUUGUCACAGGAGGAAUUGAUCAAGCACAUAGAGAACCACGAGAAGAAUCGUCCGUUCAAGUGUGCCUCCUGUCCGAAGCAGUUUGCGUACAAACAGGGAUUGGAGAGACACGAAGUGGUGCACAAGGAAGUACUACCGUAUCAAUGCGAGUACUGUGAGCAAAGCUUUCUCACGCCAGUAAAAUUAUCACGUCACCUGAGCUCCCACGCGGGCGAUCGUCCAUAUCCCUGUCGAUUGUGCACGAAAUCUUUCCUGUUGAGUCACCAUCUAUCACGGCAUCUGCGUAGCCACAAUGCGUGUGGCCAGAGUGAGUACAAAUGUAACGACUGUAAGUCGCUGUUCAACAGCAUGGACGAACUGGUGAGGCACUCAGCGGAUCACACGUCCACGAACUUCACGUGCCCUUUAUGUCGUGAACAGUUCGAGGAUCAGAGAACGGUUGCACAGCACAUAAAAACGCAUUCGGGUCAUUCUCAAUACGCGUGCGAUUAUUGCGAUCUGAUGUACACGAGCGAGGCCAAGCUGGACGAGCACUGCCUCCAUCAGCACUUGAAUGAGUUGGCGUACGUACGAUCGGAAUUGCAACAUAAGCAGCUUAUCCAAGAGGACGGGAAUCAGUUCCAGAUUAAGAUCAACGGUGAAGAUCUUGACGAUGAAGCAGUACAAACCAACGAUUUAGAUGCCACAGAAGGGCAAUUUUCGAAGAAUAUCACGUUUCGGGUUUUCCUAUCCCCAGAUGAAUCUACCUUGGUUCCCGAUCCUCUGCAUGAAGGGGAAAUGUACGAGAUAACAGAAAUAGAACUAUCGCCUGUUGGCACUGACGAGAAAUCUACAAAGGAUGUUUUAUCGUUAACGGACGCCAUAAGCAAGGUGCAGCCCUCAUCAGUUUGUUCUUCGCCACCGAAGAAAAUUCAUAUGGUAGCUCUACCGGUAGCUCAAACGGCAGCAGCCUCAAUGUUGGAUGCGAAGGCCUCGCGCCUACAGCGGAUGGAAGAAUUUUACAAACGAAAUCAACAGGCGGCGGAGAAGAAAAUGGCACAGAGAAAUAUAUCCGACAUGUUGAAAAAGUUACCCAAAGGGGUUACAGUUAAAAGGCCGACACCGGCUAGUGCCUCGAGCAGCACAUCCGAUCUAGCAAAGGAAAGUGAAGAGAAAAUAUCGGUGAAAGAAAAAGAAGCUGCUCCUCCGGUUAGCGUGGCCGUCAAGAAAGGUCCUGGGAGACCACCGAAGGUUCCGAAACCGACCGAACCAAUGGAAGCAAAAGCAGCUGAUGUCAAGGAAUUGAAAAAGGAGGAAUUAAAAAAUCUCACUACAAUGCUUGCAAAGCAACACGUUCGGACUGAAAAACAAAUAACGGAUGUAAAAGAACUGAAACCUACGACUAGUGCCGUUGUAAUCUCCAGAGGUCAGGAAAACGCGGCAUCGACAUCCAAGGCGAUAAAGUCACGCGAAUCGACGGGAAUGAUACGAAGGACAUACGCACCGGGCGCAGCAACUGCAGUUGCCAAAAAACGUCCUGCGGAGAAAGAUGAUACUGAGGUGGAGACUCCAAGCAAGCGACCAGCACUUAGCCGAAAAACGCUAAAUCCUUCCAUGCUCUAUGGUGCGAGUAGCAAACAAGGAUCGAAAGAAGCUGGGACUGCAUCCGUCAGCAACAGCUCAGACAAAAUAAACGAGCGGACCCAGAAGCGAGUCUUAAAACCCAGCACGACAACUGCAGCUACGCCAAUGGAGGUGAACCUCGGUGGUAACACGGUCAAAUUGCAAAAAAUCAGCAAGGAGCAAAUGAUGGCUCGAACCAGCAAAGUGAAGGGCAAAAUGUAA